Messenger RNA from Mauremys mutica (yellowpond turtle), 1052 nucleotides. RefSeq lists its product as uncharacterized. The record is from RefSeq and is a predicted model, not a curated record. The transcript has 6 exons. The coding region runs from base 92 to 760 and encodes 222 amino acids. NCBI's taxonomy places the organism in Eukaryota, Metazoa, Chordata, Testudines, Geoemydidae.
UGACCCAGUGCAAAUACAGCCUUGUCUGUGCUUCCUCUGUUUUUGACUUCACAAGGAAAGAGUAACUACUACCUGCUCCACGGUAGCAGAGAUGAAGUACAACUCCCACCUGCUCUGGCGAAUGCUGUUUUUCAUCGGUACAGUGUGGCUUAUUACAGAUUUUAUUGAAGCUGGAACUGCCGAUUGUAAAAAUGCUGAUUUAAGUGAUUUGAAUCAUCAGGUGAAGAAGUUUUCUCAGUGCUUCCUUGAAAUGCUUCCCGAUGAUAAGAGAACUGAAAUCAAUUCCCUUGCAUGGUCAUUGCAACAGGUACUUGAUCGCCUAAGAGAGGUUCAAGGGAAAGCUUGCAAUGCCUUCAUGCCAAAAAAUUGCACUGUCCCAGAGGCACCCAAAAAUGGUGGUCUUGUGUGUGUCAGCAUUGACAAUGUCCACUACUGCAAGCCAAUGUGUAACCAGGGUUAUGACUUUGGAUUUCUGAGACGAAGUAGAGUAUAUGAGAAAUGUGGAGCGUCUACUGGUUAUUCCUGGACAACACAACUAGUUGGUGGAAACAGGCUGGCUGAUUGUAUCUCCUCACCCAUUGCUGUGAGUGGAGUCAAGUCUGCAUACUUCCCCGCUCACAUGUGCUGUCAACAAACAAUAGCCAAUGCCACUGCUGAAAGCGAGCAGAUAGAAAUCUUCCUCAGAGAACUUGCUGAGGCUGAGAAGGAUGUCUCUCAGAAACGUGAAAUGGCAAUUGAUUGUAUAUUGUGUGGUAACUAGGUGUAUGGUUCAACAAACGUAGUGCAGGCAGGUGGGUUACUAUAUUUGUAAUUGCCAUAGGAUAUUUUAAAAGCUAAAGGCAGGUCAAUUCAUAUCAAUCUAAUGGGAUAGUUCUCAGAUCAAUGAACGUGGUAUUUUUAGGAAGGGUUGAAGAGCACAUCCAUCAUUUGAACUAACUUCAGCCCUUAGAUGCUCACAGAUAUGGAGUUUGCAUAGAAUUCAGAGCUGAAGCUAAGGCAGUAUGGUCUAUUUCCCAACAUGUGUAUCAUGCAAUAAAGAAAGUGUUCAGUUA